Cryptotermes secundus is the source of this 1584-nucleotide messenger RNA. RefSeq names its product cytoplasmic polyadenylation element-binding protein (gene tow). Bases 316 to 1101 code for a protein of 261 amino acids. The transcript is spliced from 5 exons. NCBI's taxonomy places the organism in Eukaryota, Metazoa, Arthropoda, Insecta, Blattodea, Kalotermitidae. The record is from RefSeq and is a predicted model, not a curated record.
CUGCGCUGGAUGGCUUCGUGUGAGCCCGGUCUUGGUACCACAUGUUGCAAAUAUUUGCAGAAAAAAAAAAUCAGUCACGUGAAUUUGUAUGCGUGAAUCAGUCGUUGUGUAUGUGACCUUAGUCAAGUGAUUGGUUUAUGUGCAGUGAUAUGUAUUGAAUAAAUAUGUCGUGUGAGUGCCCCCGUGCCCUCCAUACACCCCCGCCCUCAAGACUCCAACGAUGUUUGUUGUGACAUAUUACCUAAUAGCAAGAAUAAUGGAUUAUGACCUGUUAAAUUGUAUAUUUUAAUGGCGACGAAGGAUUUGUAGACGAUUAUGGGUUGUGGACAAAGUAAAAUAGGAAUUAUAUACCCUCGGAAAUCAAAAAGUAAAAGCGGGAAUAAGCGAUCUGGUGAGUGUCCGGUUUUCUCGUGCUGUUCUAGAACUGCCUCUCGCCGCGUGGACCCUGAUAGCGACGAAGAGACAGACGAGGCGGACCCUGGAUUGGGUGAUGCUGGCGACGCUGAAGAAGCGGGCGACGGAAGUAAAGUUCGGCAGAUGGUCGCGCCAUCACCUGGUCCUCUGUUGGCCCAGACAGAAAUAUCCUCUAGUCAGAUGGAUUUCUUCAAGAUGCUGGAUGAAAAAAUAGAAAAUGGUCCAGAUUAUGAUUCUGCAAAUGAGGAAGAGAUAGCAGUUGAACGGGCUCGACUGUGUGCACUGCUACGUGACUGGGAGACGGCAAGCACCAACAGCAGUCUGAACCGUUCAGCACCGUCCACACCAGCCCAUCGCAAACUACCAUCUAAGCCACAGGGCCCACCACCAUCGCCAUAUUACCAUCCACAGCUGAACGGCGAGCUUUUCCUUCAGCAACAGAAUCAGCAGCUGCAACUUCAGCAGCAGCAGCAGCACCAACAGUUGCAGCAGCAGUACUUCCAGCACCAGCUGCAGUACCAACAGAACAUGAGAGGACAGUUCAUGGUGUCCUGUUCCCCUCAGAUCACGCGUGUUGCCCCAGUUUUGAGGAACUAUCAGCCUAUGUCUCCUGUGCCAAUGCAGCAGCAUGCCAGUUCUGUAGUGCAGUACCGCCAGUCAAGAGGGUCGUACACAGAGCUGGCAUGACAGUCAUUAUAUCCCUUCCCACAUAGGAGGCUUUGAACUCAGGACAUAGAUGUUGGAAGUAACUUUGAUUGUUAUGAUAUAAACCAAAGGUGAUGAUCUGAUUCACAGCUGCUGAAGAGGCAGAAACAAUGAACAUAUUACGUGACUGUAUCUUAACCCUGUCUUGCUAUCGUCUGGCAAUAUGUCUGUGCAAGUUUCCAUGUUAUCCCAUCAGCUGUUCCAUACAAUAUUUAUAUAGAUUCAGUCAGAACUGUAUAUCCUGUCAUAUUACAGUUCAGUCAGUGUUUAAAGUGAAGUGUACAUACCAGAAUACAUAGAACUGGUGGUAAAAUAUACCGUUACAAAGAUUUGUAAAUUUAAAAUAACCUACAAGUUACAGCUGCAUAAUAUUGCAAACUACUGUAAUGAAUACAAAUGUUAUAUUUCUGGACAUUAUUCAUCAUCCUUUUUUUAUCUAAAACACUGCCCUCUUUACAUUUAAAA